Molecule: messenger RNA, 2488 nt
Organism: Toxotes jaculatrix (banded archerfish)
Lineage: Eukaryota; Metazoa; Chordata; Actinopteri; Toxotidae
Product: cyclin-Y-like protein 1
Exons: 10
Coding region: 799-1824 (341 amino acids)
Biological process (GO): regulation of canonical Wnt signaling pathway; regulation of cyclin-dependent protein serine/threonine kinase activity
Cellular component (GO): plasma membrane
Molecular function (GO): cyclin-dependent protein serine/threonine kinase activator activity; protein kinase binding
Source: RefSeq, a predicted model, not a curated record
GGAUUUGACAUCCAAGACGUGUCUCCUGCAAAUGCGACGAGAUGAAAGCUAACGUUGGUUAUCUUUUUAAACUUCCAAUACCAGCUACCAGUCCGCUUUCUUAGUUAUCUUUAGAGGGUUUUUUUUCCCGGUUAGAGAAUUUGUGUAUUUGUUUGGUAGGAAAGCCUGUAAUUGUGACAAAGACUUCAACUGCAGUGAUAAUGGAUUGAUCCAUGCUGCCAAGAAUGGAUUGAGCUGCGGAAGCUAAGCUAGCGUUAGCCGGCUAGCCAUGGAGGGAGAUAGAGGAGCUUUUGACUUUGUAUUGUUGGCCUCUGUUCCGUAAAAUGAGUUGAUAUAAGUUAGACACCGUCCAAAACUAUUCAGUCCACGCAUGUAAUUCUUAUUAAAGUGCGCCAGUGCUAUGCUGCGCACACGCCCUGAAUAUGUCAGCUGUCCUGCACAUACCGCAGCUACCCAGUUGGCUGUCAUUACAUAGGUCCCAUCCUACUCAGAUGCUAGAUUUUUCACUCUGCAGCCAAACACACAGGCUGGGCUGGUCUUUAAUACACUAAAUUAAAACUAGGUCAUUUUAAAGAUUCAAAUGUCGAGGUUAUGUGAAACCUGCUCCCAUCAAACUAGAAUCAGGUCUAACUAGUUUCAGAUUUACUUUAGUCUGACAUUUAUUUACUUCCACUUGAAAGGUUUAGAUAACACUUUACGUAAGCACCGGUCAGUGCUGUCAAGUUAGACUAGUAGGUGAUCCCUCCUCAGUUGUAUGGGAAACAGUUCUGGCUGUAGCAGGACUGUUUUAGGUCAGCCAUGGGAGGUUCGGUGUCUUGCUGCAUCUCUCCUGGAGAGAGUCCCAAGAUCCACAGGAGAGAGGUGGAGCUGGAGGAGUAUCCCAUCACCACCACUGAGGACGUGAGCGAAGACACUGGGACCUACCUGCAGCACAUCAGUGACAGGGAGCUCCCAGACGAACUGGCUCAAGAGGCCAACCCAUCAGACCACCCAAGAGCCAGCACGCUCUUCCUCAACAAGUCGCAGACAGAUGUUCGUGAGAAAAGGAAAAGCAACUACAUGAAUCAUACAUCCCCAGGACUCCUGACAAAAAAGUACAGUUCCUGCUCGACAAUAUUCAUCGAUGAUAGCACAGUCAGCCAGCCCAACCUCAAGAGCACGAUCAAAUGCGUCGCACUGGCCAUAUACUAUCAUAUAAAAAACAGAGAUUCAAACCGCUCGCUGGAUAUAUUUGAUGAGAAGAAGCACCCUCUGUCGCGAGAAAAGGUUCCAGAUGACUACUCUGUGGUUGACCCAGAACACAAACUCAUCUACCGCUUUAUAAGAACACUCUUCAGCUCUGCUCAGCUCACUGCUGAAUGUGCCAUCGUCACUCUGGUGUACCUGGAAAGGCUGCUGACUUAUGCUGAGAUGGACAUCUGUCCUUGUAACUGGAAGCGCAUUGUUCUCGGUGCCAUCCUGCUGGCUUCCAAGGUCUGGGACGACCAGGCUGUGUGGAAUGUUGACUACUGCCAGAUCCUGAAAGAUAUCACCGUGGAGGACAUGAACGAGAUGGAGCGUCACUUCCUGGAGCUGCUCCAGUUCAACAUCAAUGUCCCAGCCAGUGUCUACGCCAAGUAUUACUUUGAUCUGCGCUCACUGGCUGACGACAACAACCUCAGUUUCCCACUGGAGCCACUCAGCAACAAGCGGGCCCAAAAACUAGAGGCCAUCUCCAGGCUGUGUGAGGACAAGUACAAGGACCUGAGUAAAUCUGCUAUGAGGAGGUCUGUCAGCGCAGACAACCUGGUUGGUGUGAAGAACUCCCAGGCUGUGCUUUCUUAAGUCUAAGACAGCCAUCUGAAAUCUGGCGAGGAGGUGGUGGACCGACGGAGUCAGAGUGAAGCUACAGGAUGUGAUGCCACACACAAGAAGUUCAUCAAGAGACAUUUCCAAAAUAGAUUACAUUAAUAUUAGUAACUGAAAAGUUUCAUCACAAAAUGUUAAAUGUCAACUUUGGGGAAGAACAGAAAAAAAUAAUAAGUUUACCAUCAGUAUCUCUAAAAUAUAAUGGAUCCUGUCUCUAUGUGUUCAUUACAAAGAACUUCAGGUAUCUGCCUUUAAAGCAUGGUAAUUUGGUGACUGUCAUGUUUUUAUUUCAAAUUGUGGAUGCCUAACUUUGGAAGGAAUUAGCAUGAAAAUGCUUCCUGUUGCCACACAAAUUGAGGACCUCUUCUUUUUUUUUUUCCUUUCAUCACUCAUCACUCUUUUGGGGAGUAUUUUCUCUGGCUUUGGCCCUCUUCUCUCCACCAGCUGUAUCCCCUCUCCUUUAUUCAGACAAUGACAAACUGUCUUGAACUACCCUGUGGUGUAGUUCUGCACAUGGACAAAGAGUAGACUUUGUUUUGCUUACUAUGUAGGCUCCUAUAGCUGUGAAAUGUACGAGACUUUAUUUAAUUCAAAAAUAAAUUUCAGUCGCCGUUUGAAGUUGAGGCUGCUUAGGUGGGAA